Pseudophryne corroboree (corroboree frog) is the source of this 4173-nucleotide messenger RNA. RefSeq lists its product as uncharacterized. The record is from RefSeq and is a predicted model, not a curated record. Gene Ontology annotation, molecular function: nucleic acid binding; zinc ion binding. The coding region runs from base 297 to 3416 and encodes 1039 amino acids. NCBI's taxonomy places the organism in Eukaryota, Metazoa, Chordata, Amphibia, Anura, Myobatrachidae. The transcript has 27 exons.
GCGGGCUAAUGACGUCACAGGAGGUGUGAGAAGCAGCCGCAGCAUUUGCUUCCUGUGUCGCUGCACGUGGACGUGCCCUGUUGUUUUGCACUUCCGUUUCCGCUUGUGGAUCACUUGCCGUUCUUGACGCCACAUAGUCCGCGGGAUCUUACAAGGAGAGCCGGGGAGCAUUGUAUUCGAACCGUCAGAUAGUAAUUACACAGCGCUGUGUGAGCCCUGAGUGUCUCCUGUAGAUAAAGACCUGGUGAUUCCAGCUCAGUCGCCAGAUACACGCAGCUGCGUUGAGAAAAAUUAGGAUGGAAGAUGUACCAGCCCUAGAUGUGACUGCACUAACACCAUUUUAUUGCAAUCUUUGUAAAAUUAUCUGCGCGUCUGCAACCAAUCUUCAAAGUCAUUUUAUUGGUCGGAAGCAUAAGGAGGCCGAGGAGCUACUCCAAACUGAAGAUGAUAGUAAUGAACAGACUCCAACAAAGCCUGCUGAAUCCUUAGAGGAUCAAUUAAAUGCAUGUAAAGACACUGAGCCUGCAGUAGGUCUUCAGUACAUUUAUGAGUUUCAAAAAGGUGACUUUAGCAUAUUUGCGUGCACUCUAUGCGACACUGAAAGGCUACCACUAGCACACAUAUUCUUGCAUAUUGUUGGAGCUAAACACAGAAUUAAUUACUUGAGUAAACAUCAUCCUACAUUGGGUAUAUCAAGCGAUUUUAAAGUGAAAGGUCCAAAAGGUCCAAGAAGGCUAAAAAGAUUAAAGCAAACCUGCAUGGCAGUUGAUAAGAACUCUGGAAGAAGAAAAAUAACAGUUGUGAAUGGACCAUGCAUGCCCUUGGAUUUUGGAAAUGAAACCGGCCCUCCUCCUAGUAUAAAUUACGGACCAGACAGCAAUCUGCAGAAAAUAGACUUCACCAAUGAGGAUUUAAUUGGAACAGAUGGCAAACCCAAAGACUCGGAACGUUUUUUAACUUACCUAGAAAUAAAGGCAGCCAAGGCAGAUCUGAUGAUGAUAGGACCUUGUCGUGGACCUCGUUUUCCGGAAACUCUGGACACCAUGGUAGAAGAAGACCAGAACAAUAAAGAAAUACCUGGAGAUGGUGGGAAAGAGGAAAAUAAUGGCAAAAACAAAGAAGUGUGCAGCAUGGAACUUGCUUAUCGUGACCCUGAGGAAUUUACAAACAUCAAGGAGAUUAUUGAUUUCAUGGGUAGUAUUAAGAUUCGUAAACAAGAUGAUGUUUCAUUUCUUUUGAAAGCGAUUGAGAAAAUGGCAAAUGCUUUAGUCCGAUACCAGAAAUGCUGUGAAGAAAUGGAGGAAAAGAAUGUAUCUAAUUCUGCAUUUAUUGAUGAUGUCGAAGCUGUUGAUGAUGUCGAAGCUGUUGAUGAUGUCGAAGCUGUUGAUGAUGUCGAAGCUGUUGAUGAUGUCGAAGCUGUUGAUGAUGUCGAAGCUGUUGAUGAUGUCGAAGCUGUUGAUGAUGUCGAAGCUGUUGAUGAUGUCGAAGCUGUUGAUGAUGUCGAAGCUGUUGAUGUUGUCGAAGCUGUUGAUGUUGUCGAAGCUGUUGACUAUGUCGAAGCUGUUGACUAUGUCGAAGCUGUUGACUAUGUCGAUGAUGUCCAAGCUGUCGAUGAUGUCCAAGCUGUCGAUGAUGUCCAAGCUGUCGAUGUCCAAGCUGUCGAUGAUGUCCAAGCUGUCGAUGAUGUCCAAGCUGUCGAUGAUGUCCAAGCUGUCGAUGAUGUCCAAGCUGUCGAUGAUGUCCAAGCUGUCGAUGAUGUCCAAGCUGUCGAUGAUGUCCAAGCUGUCGAUGAUGUCCAAGCUGUCGAUGAUGUCCAAGCUGUCGAUGAUGUCCAAGCUGUCGAUGAUGUCCAAGCUGUCGAUGAUGUCCAAGCUCUCGAUGAUGUCCAAGCUCUCGAUGAUGUCCAAGCUGUCGAUGAUGUCCAAGCUGUCGAUGAUGAAGAAGAAAUGCAUAUGAACAUGGAUGAAUUGCCUUCACUGCGGCACACCUAUGCAGAUCAAGAAACCACAACUUACUGCCAGAUACAGGUUCCAGACUCAACCACUCAAUCAACUUACUUCCCAACACACGCCACAGACAAGAUACAUCCAGUUCCUGAGAGGAGAAGCACAAAACCGUUAUUUCCAGCAGAACAGUUGAAUAAAAUGGGAUCCCUCAUUGCAAAAAAACAGCUGGUGCCUAGUGGUACACCAUCACAUAUUCCCCAAGAGUCUCCCAAGGACUACAACCAAAAUCAGAAGUUCCCUGGGUCCUCCUGGUUUGGUAACAAAGGCCAUAAUUCUGGAUCACAUGCUACUUCUUUGUCAGCAUCAACAAAACCUCUAGAGUCUCCCAAGAACUACAACCAAAAUCAGAAGUUCCCUGGGUCCUCCUGGUUUGGUGACAAAGGCCAUAAUUCCGGAUCACAUGCUACUUCUUUGUCAGCAUCAACAAAACCUCUAGAUUCUGCAUCACAGCAACCAAUUCAGCAGAAUCGCGACAACAGGUUCGAGGAGAGAAGAGCGUUUAAUAAUCCCAGACCUUUAUUUAGCUCUGCUAUAAGACAGCCUCAAGAUUCUGCAUCACAGCAACCAAUUCAGCAGAAUCGCGACAACAGGUUUGAGGACAGAAGACCGUUUAAUAAACCCAGACCUUUAUUUAGCUCUGCUAUUAACCAGCCUCAAGAUUCUGCAUCACAGCAACCAAUUCAGCAGAAUCGCGACAACAGGUUUGAGGACAGAAGAGCAUUUAAUAAUCCCAGACCUUUAUUUAGCUCUGCUAUAAACCAGCCUCAAGAUUCUGCAUCACAGCAACCAAUUCAGCAGAAUCGCGACAACAGGUUUGAGGACAGAAGAACGUUUAAUAAACCCAGACCUUUAUUUAGCUCUGCUAUAAACCAGCCUCAAGCUUCUGCAUCACAACAACCAAUUCAGCAGAAUCGCGACAACAAGUUUGAGGACAGAAGAGCGUUUAAUAAUCCCAGACCUUUAUUUAGCUCUGCUAUAAGACAGCCUCAAGAGCUUAAGCAACAGAGUUUUUCAUCUCUCAAGGUAAACAGAGGUGCUCCCACCACACAACCAAGGUAUCCUUUUCCGAGUGGACAGUCACAACACAUGUCUCAACACCAGCAGUCCAAUGUCGUGGCACAGCCUAAAAGAACUGGUUCUGCCCCUCCCAGAGUUCCAUUUCCACAUAUGCUGAUAAAUCAAACUGCAUCAAGAGCUGUACAACCGAGAUUGCCUGUGGCACAGGAUGAGAUUACUUCUCAAUUCUUUGAAAGCAUCAAGACCAUGGAUGUUUCAGAAGUAGUUUCAACACUGAACAAAAUAACUACUACAAACCCAGCUUUUAAAGGAGUUAACGUUCCAAGCCUUGUGCAGCAUUUAACAGAAACAGGGAAGCUGAAGUCAUCCAGUACCACACAGUUCAAGCAAUGAGUGGCAUGCAGCAAUAUAUGCAGUGGGUGACAUGCAGAAGAAACAAUUUCACCAUUUUCUAUAGUCCUAAAUAAAGGAGUAAACACAGAAGUUGUUAGUACUUAAGAGUUAAUGGACCUUUUGUUAAAGAACCCUGCAAUGGAUAGCAUAAGGGGAGCAAAUAGGGGGAUUUAUUUGAAGCAUCACUAAAAUGUCUGUGUAAUGUAUCAAUGGAGACUGACAGUGUUACAGGAGGGACCGACCAACGCACAAAUACUUUACAGAGCUGUCCAAUGAACUUGCACUCCAGUAAUGAUCAUAAACCUAAAUUUCUCACUCCCAUCUAUGGGGAAAUAUUUUUUUUUUUUUUAUAACUUGUAUUGUUAUCUCAUGAUGCUGAGACAAGGGAAGACUUUUAUCCUAAUGUUUGAGGAAAUAUGCAAAGAUCAUUGUGUAUAUCAAGAAAGUUAUCAGAAAUAAUGCGUAAGUGCUGAUAUACUGUACCAUAUGCUGUGACACCAGAAUUACAUCACCAUACCAUUAUAUUAUAUCCAUUAGCGCCACAUUUACAGAUAUUUGGCUGCUGGGUAAAGCUGUGUUAUCUAGAGGUAGUUUAAACUCCAGGAAUUAUUUGCUACAUUUUGGCUACAAAAUGUUUAGUAAUUGUAUGCUAUCACUAUAAUUAGUGCAAACGAUCCAUUCCUUCCCCUAACCCUAGUGUUGGUCCUAAAUUCACAGAUCUCGUGUUGUUACAAGUACAAUAAAAAAAAUAAUUCAG